This is a messenger RNA of Zea mays, 858 nucleotides long. Its product is annotated as plant-specific domain TIGR01589 family protein expressed. NCBI's taxonomy places the organism in Eukaryota, Viridiplantae, Streptophyta, Magnoliopsida, Poales, Poaceae. The record is from RefSeq and is a predicted model, not a curated record. The transcript has 2 exons. Bases 226 to 699 code for a protein of 157 amino acids.
UCGUCGCGCUCCCCACCGGUAGCACGUCCGCCUCUUCAUCCAUCCAUCUAUCCAUCCGCGUCCCCGGGAUCACCGAGCUCUCCAGUAGGUCUAGAAGAUACCACACGUACGUCCGGCGGCUUCCGUCAGAGAAGCUAGCUAGCGCUUCGUCUCCGACCCGGCCGUAUAGACGACGACACACAGCGGGGCCCGGCCGGCCGGUCUCUCUCGGCGUAGGCGGCGACCAUGGACGACGACGACGCCGCCUCCUCGUCACCGGCGGCUUCGUACGUCAGACUGGUAAUAAGUGCAUGCGCGGCAGCGCGGGCGGACCUACGAUCUGCCGCCGCCGCGCUCGUUGAGAUACAUACGAGUAUACGACCCGAUGGCCUUGUGUUGGACUGGAAAAUGCAAAUGCAUGCAUGCAUGGUGAAUGAUGGAUGCAAGGGGUUUGAUGUCCAGGUGCAGCAUCUGAUCGAGAAGUGCAUCUGCUACAAGCUGAACAAGGAGGAGUGCAUGGAGACGUUGGAGAAGCACGCCAAAGUGAUGCCCGUCAUCACAUCCACAGCAGUGUGGAAGGAGCUGGAGAAGGAGAACAGGGAGUUCUUCGAGACGUACAAGAAGUAUCUGGGACAAGAGUCGGCGCUGCAGAAGAAUCCAUCCGAUGGACAGGAACAGCCUUCGUCUGCUUCCAAGAGCUCAGACGACGACGACGAUUAGACAGAUCUGUCGCGCUCGCUCACAUGCAUGGCCUUGCAGGUACAUAUAUAUCGAGAGCGUCGCCAGUGUAAUUAUGUGUGUUAUAAGUACGCAGGCAGGGGAGCUAGCCUGCAUGGUCAUGUGUAUCAUGAGUAGAUAUAUAGAUUAUUGAUUAAAUCU